CCUCACUUCUACUUCUUUCCCUAUCUCCUUGUCCUUUUUUUUUCAUCCGUAUUUGUUGUGCAGUUCUCUUUGAUUUCUGUGCUUUAUUGCAGGUUUUUAUUUUUCUCCCCCGCGACCUGACCUCCGACUCAACCUCUCUGGAGCCCCAUUCGAAGCUGUCGCCGCCUCCUCUUCCCCGACAUCGUUAAUCCUUCGCUCAGUUGGUCGUACAACAAGACUAUCCUUGAACAAUGGUUGGGCUUGCUUCGGCCGCUGGCCUUGUGGGGUUCCUGUCAGAGCCGGAUUCAGAGCUGAGGGUCUUCGCUCUGAAGACAUUAGACUCUCAGAUUGACCUCCUUUGGACAGAGGUGGUCGAUGCUAUCCCUCAAAUUGAGGCGCUCUACGAAGAUGAAAGCUUCCCCGAACGCGGCCUCGCCGCCCUAGUGGCUGCGAAGGUUUACUACCACCUCCAGGAAUACAACGAGAGUAUGGUGUUUGCCCUGGGAGCUGGCAAACUGUUUGAGUUGGAUAAUGGUGGCGAGUUUGAGGAAACAAUUAUCGCCAAAUGUGUCGAUACUUUCAUCUCGUUAUCAGCUGCCCAGCGGCCUGCGGUAGGCGACCAGCCUGUCAACCUGAAUACUGCGUUCCCCACCUCAGCUGAGGGUGCUACGAGUACCUCUGUCAGCCUUACCUCCCCCAUCACACCAUUUUCACAAUCGGCUUUGCCAUCAAAGUCAUUGUUGUCUAGACAGGAAGCCCCCGCAGUCGAUGCAACCUAUCCGGGAGGUGAGGAUACAAGCCUUAAGCAGGUUGAGACCCCUCUGGUCCUCAAGCGAGGAGUUCAGGGACAACUGCAAUCUGUCAUCGAACGCUUGUUUGAGCAAUGCUUCCUCCAGAAGCGCUAUCGCCAGGUUAUUGGAAUUGCUAUCGAAGCUAAGAACCUGGACGUCCUGCGAAGGACUAUUAUCCGUGCCAGUGAAGACGAAAAAUUGCAGAACGGCGAAUCCCGCCGAAGCGAGGAGCUGAUGGAAUAUGUGUUGGAUAUCUGCAUGGGGAUUGUUCAAGAGCGCGCUUUCCGCAAUGAGAUUCUCAAACUUAUCCUCGACCUCCUCAACGAGAUCCCCGCCCCCGACUAUUUCUCCAUCGCCAAAUGCGUAGUUUACCUCAACGAACACUCUAUGGCUUCCGUUAUUCUUCGUCAAUUGGUAGAAAAGGGCGAUGCUCGAUCGCUUGCCGUUGCCUACCAGAUUUCUUUUGAUCUUUACGACAAUAGUACACAGGAAUUCCUUCAGAAGGUUCGACAGGAAAUCGCUGAGCUUGUACCCGAAAGCAGCGUCGCUGAAGGGCAAGAAAAGGCGGGCGAACAGGCAGAGCCGACAGAGUCUGAUCGUUUGUUAGACGAUCAAUCUACAUCUAUUGGCGCCAACGAUGAUUCCAAAAUCCCGGCUGAAGCGAAAACCGCCUAUAAGAAUAUUCUAGAUAUUCUGGACGGUCUAAAGACGAUUCAGUUGAACUUGGAGUUCUUAUACCGGAAUAACAAGGCGGACAUAGCUAUCCUAAACAAGGUUCGUGACAGCCUGGAAGCGCGCAACUCAAUAUUCCACACCGCGGUUACUCUCUCCAAUGCGUUUAUGCAUGCUGGCACCACCCACGACAAGUUCUUCCGCGACAACCUGGAGUGGCUUGGAAAGGCUGUCAACUGGUCCAAGUUCACCGCUACCGCUGCUUUGGGUGUUAUCCAUCGUGGCAACCUUAGCCAAGGCCAGAAGCUUUUGCAGCCAUAUCUCCCUCGGGAACAUAUUGCUGGUGUUGGUGGUUCGGGUUCAGUUUAUAGCCAGGGUGGAUCCUUGUAUGCAUUUGGUUUGAUUUACGCUAAUCAUGGUGGAAUGGCGGUGGAUCUUAUUCGUGACCACUUCAAGAAGGCCACCGAGGAAGUUGUUCAACACGGUGGUGCUUUGGGUCUAGGUGUUGCAGGUAUGGCGACCGGGGAUGAGGGCAUCUAUGAAGAUCUACGAAACGUUCUUUACAGCGACUCAGCUCUUAACGGUGAAGCUGUUGGUCUUGCCAUGGGGUUGGUGAUGCUGGGAACCGGUAACAUGAAGGUGCUCGAAGACAUGAUCCAAUACGCUCAUGAUACCCAGCACGAGAAGAUUGUCCGUGGUCUAGCUAUGGGUAUGGCUUUGAUCAUGUACGGUCGCCAGGAGGCCGCAGAUGAAUUGAUUAAUGGCCUUUUGGGCGACCCCGACCCAACCCUUCGCUACGGUGGUAUCAUGACUAUUGCGCUUGCUUACUGUGGUAGCAGCAGCAACAAGGCCGUUCGCAAACUCCUUCAUGUUGCUGUUAGUGAUGUCAACGAUGAUGUCCGUCGUAUUGCUGUUCUGAGUCUGGGGUUCAUCUUGUUCAGGAAGCAUCAAAGUGUGCCCCGUAUGGUGGAGCUGCUUUCCGAAUCCUAUAACCCUCACGUCCGGUAUGGUGCCGCUAUGGCUCUCGGUAUCUCUUGUGCUGGAACCGGUCUGGAUGAGGCGAUUGAUCUCUUGGAGCCCAUGCUCAAGGAUUCUACAGAUUUCGUCAGACAGGGUGCGCUGAUUGCGCUGUCUAUGGUCUUGGUGCAGCAGAAUGAAGCUAUGAACCCCCGCGUCAGCUCUCUGCGCAAAGCCAUGAUGAAGAUGAUCGGUGAUAGACACGAGGAUGCCAUGGCCAAGUUUGGUUGUGCAGUUGCUCUCGGUAUCAUCGAUGCUGGUGGCCGUAACUGCACAAUCAGUCUGCAAACGCAGACCGGCAACCUUAACAUGCCCGGCAUUGUUGGUGCUGCCGUCUUUAUUCAAUACUGGUACUGGUUCCCUCUGACCCACUUCCUGUCGCUCAGCUUCGCGCCAACUUCCGUCAUCGGUGUGGACCAGAAGCUGGAGGUGCCCUUCUUCAAGUUCCACAGCAACACAAGGCCUAGCCUUUUCGACUACCCCCCCGAGCAGCAGGUCAAGACCGAGGAAGCCCCAGAGAAGGUUAAGACCGCUGUUCUGUCCACAACAGCCCAGGCCAAACGACGUGCCCAGCGCCGUGAGAAGCAACAGCGACGAGAGAGCAUGGAUAUCGACCAAACCCCCACAACACCCAAGGUGUCAGAUCAGAUGCCAGACAAGAUGGACACCGAUGAGGGUGCCGUUAAGGGCGAGGAGGACGCCAAGGACGCUGAGAAGGAAGCUGUAGAGGGUCAGAAGAAGAAGAUUGAGCGGGAGAAGGUUGGAUAUGAACUGGAGAACAUGUCGCGGGUGCUCCCCGCUCAAUUGAAAUAUCUCACUUUCCCCGACCCGCGGUAUGAACCUGUCAAACGGCCUACCGGUGGAGUUGUCGUUGUGCUAGAUAAGAAACCCGAGGAGCCCCGAGAAACCAUUGAGAUGAAGGCUAGUAAGGAGGCCAAACAGCCCGCAGCUCCCGCAGAGAGCUUCCAGGACCGGCUCCACGCCGCCAUUGGCGCGGCAGCUCUCCAGACGCCACAACGUGGGAUCGGGCGUGCGGGAUUGGUUCCCGAGUCCAUCUCGACGCCUGGAGCCACGGCUGCGGCGGGUGUGCUGACAGCCGUGGAUGAGGACGAAGAUGGUGGGGAGGAAGCGCCUGUUCCAGAGGAGUUCGAAUAUGAGACUGAGGGGGAAGAAGAAGAAGAAGAAG
Messenger RNA from Aspergillus ochraceoroseus IBT 24754, 3645 nucleotides. RefSeq names its product proteasome regulatory particle base subunit RPN2. The record is from RefSeq and is a predicted model, not a curated record. NCBI's taxonomy places the organism in Eukaryota, Fungi, Ascomycota, Eurotiomycetes, Eurotiales, Aspergillaceae. Gene Ontology annotation, cellular component: proteasome regulatory particle, base subcomplex; proteasome complex; nucleus. Gene Ontology annotation, biological process: regulation of protein catabolic process; proteasome-mediated ubiquitin-dependent protein catabolic process. The transcript is spliced from 5 exons. The annotation marks the transcript as partial. Gene Ontology annotation, molecular function: enzyme regulator activity.